GCUCAAAAACUUUUAAUAUCCUCUCUUGGAAGCAAUUUCGAAUUUUGAUUUGCUUUUUACCUUCAAACAAAACCCAGAAAAAUCCAUCUAUAAUCUCGAGAACAACGCAGAUUCUCAUCUAUUGUUGUUAAGCCUUCAAUUUCGCUUCACGUUCUAGAAUUUUUGUUCAAGUUUAGAGUUUCCGGGGAGAUCGAAAGCAACCGGAGAUGAGCUUUCAGGAUUUGGAAGCUGGGACGCCGUUGAGAUCGCAGAGGAAUCUGAUCAACGGCAAGAAGGGUGGAACACAGGCGGUGGCUUCCGGUAUCUUUCAGAUCAACACGGCGGUUUCUACCUUUCAGCGACUUGUUAAUACACUCGGAACCCCCAAGGAUACGCCGGAGCUCCGUGACAAGCUGCACAAGACAAGGUUACAUAUUGGACAGUUGGUAAAGGACACUUCGGCAAAACUUAAGGAAGCUAGCGAAACCGAUCAUCAUCCAGAUGUUGCUCAAAGCAAGAAGAUUGCAGAUGCUAAACUUGCAAAGGAUUUUGAAGCAGUGUUGAAAGAGUUUCAAAAGGCACAGCGGAUUGCAGCGGAAAGGGAAACUUCUUACACUCCUUUCGAUCCAAAAGGCAGCCUUUCUUCAAGUGAGGUAGACAUUGGCUAUGAUAGACCACACGAGAAGCGUGUCCCCAUGGAAUCUAGAAUGCAAGAAGUCGUGUUGCUUGACAACGAAAUCUCAUUCAACGAAGCGUUGAUAGAGGAAAGAGAACAGGGAAUAGAGGAAGUUCAGCAGCAAAUCGGGGAAGUAAACGAGAUAUUUAAAGAUCUUGCGGUGUUGGUUCACGAUCAAGGAGCCAUGAUCGAUGAUAUCGGUAGCCAUGUCGAGAAUGCACAUUCCGCAACAGCUCAGGGAAGGUCUCAUCUUGUGAAAGCCUCCAAGUCACAAAGAUCAAACUCGUCUCUGAUGUGCUUACUCAUGGUGAUAUUUGGUAUCAUUCUACUCAUUGUUAUCAUAGUAGUCGCAGCUUAAGAUCGCCGCCGGAAAACACAACAAUUGCGGUUCAAACAUUCAAGAGAAGUCGGUUUUUAGGACAUAGAAUUCUUGAGUGUUGGAACUUUCGAAAGCCCUACUUGUGUCUAUAUUCGCUCUUCUUUCUUAUCUUUUUCUUCGCUUGUAAAACGAAGCUCUGUGUAUGUGAAAAGACUGGAAAGUAAAUGGUAAAGAAAAAGGCAACAUUCG
Molecule: messenger RNA, 1223 nt
Organism: Eutrema salsugineum
Lineage: Eukaryota; Viridiplantae; Streptophyta; Magnoliopsida; Brassicales; Brassicaceae
Product: syntaxin-22
Exons: 7
Coding region: 207-1013 (268 amino acids)
Biological process (GO): intracellular protein transport; vesicle-mediated transport; vesicle fusion
Cellular component (GO): membrane; SNARE complex; endomembrane system
Molecular function (GO): SNAP receptor activity; SNARE binding
Source: RefSeq, a predicted model, not a curated record